CACACUGAGUUCCACUUCGUGCUGUAAAAAUGGACACUAUACUGAUGUACUGUAUGUGAAAAGCAGGACGCUAUACUACCUAUUACUACAAGGUCAUUUACGUAACACAGAUUGAAUGAAAACAUAGUCAGACCUUAUCCAGUGGCAAAGUUUUAACGGAAGAAGCACAGCCCUGAACUUUCUACUCUUUGCUUGGGAAUGACAUUGUCAAACAAUUACAGGAUACUUUGCAGUGGGUGUGUGAGUGUUGCUGUGAAUCUCAUAGCUCUCUCCGGAGAGGAAGUUUAGGGAGUGAUGAGUUAGAGGAAAGAGUGAAGUUGACAGAAAUUCUCUUAUGCAUUUGAAUGUGUUUGAUUAUGUUCUAACAUAUGUGUAGCAGGAGGAGGACAUUAAAUGGAAAUGCGAAUGGAAAUGAACAAAUUUGCAGGCAAGUCAUGCUUGGGGUUUGUGCACACACACACGCACACAGACACACACACACAAGCUCUAUUCUUCUAACACACACAAGAAGAGAAAAGCAAGGGGAUUCCAAUCUGUCACUGAGAUGACAUCACAGCCUGCCAGUAAUAAAAACUGCUAAACAAGGGAGUCCCCACUUCCCCUCCCUCCUACACAUCCCACAGAAUGAACAGAGAGAGCAGCGCCGGGGCAAACGACUCUCAUUACUGCAGAGAGACACAGAGAGAGAGAGAGUCCCUUUUAAGGGGGUUCACAUGCACACAAGUGCGCACCGACACAUGCACCAACACGCUGUAGCUGUGUCUCCAUAGUGACCAGCUUUACUGCCCCAGCUUGGGGAGGAAAUGCCAAACUCCAGAGCUGCUCCAGCAGAAACACACACACAAACACACUCACAUACAGUUCCAUUCUAAUCCUCUGUCCGGCCACGAUGGAAAAAAACCUCUCCUCAUCUUAUCACCACGCUACCUCCCUUCUCUCCUGCCCUUUUUUCCCUCUCCUCUCCCUCCUCUCUCUCAGCCCUUCCUCUCUUUGCUAUCUCUGCCUCCCUCCCCCCUGUCAGUGGCAAGUUCAUUGAAGUAGACGACAGAGAGAUGAAAGAGAAGAACCCCUGGCACACACCUGUGACCAUCAUCAUCACUGUGAUUGGUGUCAUAGCGAUUGUUGCCUUGGUGACGGUAGCGGUUUUGCAGAACAGGCCCGUCUCCCAAAAGUACAAGUAUGGAAUCGUGCUGGACGCUGGCUCAUCCCACACGGCUCUUUAUAUCUAUGCGUGGCCUGCAGAGAAGGAUAACAACACUGGCAGAGUCGAACAGACGCAUUCCUGCAAAGUCAAAGGUAAAGGCAUCUCCAGCUAUGCAUCCCAGCCCUGGAAGGCGGGGGAGUCUCUGACACUGUGCAUGCAGGAGGCCGAGCAGAAGGUCCCCAAUAAAAGACACCAUGAAACCCCUCUCUAUCUGGGAGCUACUGCAGGGAUGAGACUACUGAAUAUGGAGAACAGCUCGGCGUCUGAUAAGGUGUUUCAGGCCGUGGAGAAAGCCCUGCAGAAGUUCCCCUUUUCCUAUCAGGGAGCGAGAAUCCUCAGCGGGCAGGAGGAGGGCGCCUUCGGCUGGGUCACAGUCAACUACUUGGAUGAUCGCCUCAUGCAGGGCUUAGAAACCACAGGCGCUCUUGACCUUGGCGGGGCCUCCACUCAAAUUAGCUUUGUGUCUGAUAAUUAUGACGGAUCGGAGUCACCCAGCAACUCUGUAACUUUCCGCCUCUACGGAAAUGAUUAUAACCUGUACACUCACAGCUUCCUGUGUUACGGGAAAGACCAAGUACUGAGAUUGGCACUGGCACAGCAGACUCAGUCAGGUCCAAGAACAAUAUUAGAUCCUUGUUUCCACCCGGGCUACACGGAGAUAAAGAACUACUCCGUCCUCUAUGAUAGCCCCUGUGUGUCAGGCAGGAAACCCCAGGGAGCUCCUGAAAACUUCACUCUCAGAGGGAACGGAAGCUUUGGACAAUGCCAGGAAAUUGUCAAAAGUGUCUUCAAUUUUACGUCCUGCAAAUACAGCCAAUGCUCUUUCAAUGGAGUCUUCCAGCCACUUUUGCAGGGACCAUUUGGGGCUUUCUCAGCUUACUACUUCGUGAUGAACUUCCUCAAUCUGACCGAUACAUCCAUCCCUCUGGACACUGUGAAGGACAAGCUAGCACGCUACUGCGCUACGCCUUGGGAUGAGAUAAAGCUGCAUACGGGUGUAAAAUUAAGCUAUCUGGCGGAGUACUGCUUCUCUGGCACAUACAUCCUCACCCUGUUGACUGAAGGAUACAACUUCACGUCAGAGAGCUACUCCAACAUAAAAUUCAUCAAGAAGAUAAAAGGCAGCGAUGCGGGCUGGACUUUGGGUUACAUGUUGAAUCUGACUAACAUGAUCCCAGCCGAGGCCCCUGAUAAGCCCCCUCUGCCCCACGCCGGCUACGUCUCCAUAGUGACCAUCAUCGCCCUCCUGCUCGUCGUCCUCUUCAUCCUCAGCCUGCGCCCCCUCUGGCCCCGCUGCUCCAAACAGCCACACAUCAUAUAAACACACACUGACAUACUGUAUGUAUGAGUGAGGGAAGGAAGGAACAUCUGAGAAGGUUUGUCAGCGUGUACGUGUCAGUACGUGUGGGCUGUUUUACCAAUUUGUGGGAAGGUCAAAGGUCAGCGCAUGCUGCUCAACACAGUCCUGCAGAUCACAUGGAUCCAAGGACUUUUCAGAAGGACAAAGGCUUUCUCCCAAUGGAGAGUGCAUCUCUGGUUGAAGGACAUUUUAAGCAUUUGAGUGUGUGUGUGUGUGUGUGUGUGUGUGUGUGUGUGUGUGUGUGUGUGUGUGUGUGUGUGUGUGUGUGUGUGAACAUGUGAAAAUGAAUGCAUGCCUGAAUGCCAGUGUGAACCCACAUCAGUCUGCAUGUAUGUGUCUUGAAUUAUGAUGUGAAUAUAUUACUGUAAAAAUAAAAUAACCCAAGUUUAUAUAAAA
Messenger RNA from Acanthochromis polyacanthus (spiny chromis), 2960 nucleotides. It is a transcript of the gene entpd1, whose product is annotated as ectonucleoside triphosphate diphosphohydrolase 1. Gene Ontology annotation, biological process: nucleoside diphosphate catabolic process. Gene Ontology annotation, molecular function: UDP phosphatase activity; GDP phosphatase activity. The transcript is spliced from 10 exons. Lineage: Eukaryota; Metazoa; Chordata; Actinopteri; Pomacentridae. Gene Ontology annotation, cellular component: plasma membrane. The coding region runs from base 1053 to 2525 and encodes 490 amino acids. The record is from RefSeq and is a predicted model, not a curated record.